Messenger RNA from Silurus meridionalis, 2060 nucleotides. RefSeq names its product glia maturation factor, beta (gene gmfb). Bases 32 to 538 code for a protein of 168 amino acids. The record is from RefSeq and is a predicted model, not a curated record. NCBI's taxonomy places the organism in Eukaryota, Metazoa, Chordata, Actinopteri, Siluriformes, Siluridae. The transcript is spliced from 7 exons. Gene Ontology annotation, molecular function: Arp2/3 complex binding; actin binding. Gene Ontology annotation, cellular component: actin cortical patch. Gene Ontology annotation, biological process: negative regulation of Arp2/3 complex-mediated actin nucleation; actin filament debranching.
CGCGGAGACCAGCGUGCUCCGUGAUUGGGUGAUGCGAAGUCACGAGGCUAGGAAGGGAAAAGAAGAGAAACAGAUUGAGUUGUGCAGUGUGAGUCUGAGCUUCGUCAAAAUGAGUGAAUCUUUAGUUGUGUGUGAGGUGGAUACAGACCUGGUUAAAAAGCUGAGGGAGUUUCGCUUCAGGAAGGAGACUAGCAAUGCUGCCAUUAUCAUGAAGAUCGAUAAAGAUCGACAGCUGGUGGUCUUGGAUGAGGAGUAUGAAGACAUUUCUCCUGAUGAGCUGAAGGACGAACUGCCUGAGAGACAGCCCAGAUUUGUAGUGUACAGUUAUAAAUACCAGCAUGAUGAUGGCCGAGUGUCAUAUCCCCUCUGCUUCAUUUUCUCCAGCCCAGUUGGCUGUAAACCAGAGCAGCAGAUGAUGUAUGCUGGAAGCAAAAACAAACUGGUGCAGACUGUGGAACUGACCAAGGUGUUUGAGAUCAGGAACACAGAGGAUCUAACGGAGGAGUGGCUGAGGGAGAAACUCGGCUUUUUCCGUUAAAAACCAUUCAGUCACAGCAUCGAUGAACACAAGGUUGUACUCCACCUACAAGAGGAGACCAUCGUCCAAUUAACACUAACCUCUGUAUGUAUGUGUGUUUGUUUGUGUGUGUGCGUGCGUGCCUGCGUAAGUGUGUUUAAAGAAUGCUACAGAGAUAACAGACGCUAAUCCUGACCAGACUUCCACAUGUCACAGAAACACCUUUAAUUUUUUUCUUCUUUUUUUAAACAGAAAAUCUUGUAGUCUUAGUUGGAAAUAAAACACUGCCAUCCACGACCUAACAGAGCCUUCCACUUGCGCUGCUGUGUUCGACUCAAUCACCAUUAACCACUGCUGAAGAAAUAAGGCCGUGUCCCAAACGCUGGUGUUUGGCACCAUAGUGCUAAUUACACUUAAUCUCUAACCUGCAGACUGACAUUAGAAUCUUUAUUAGCAGGGCAUCGUGGGUAAUACAUACCAAGAAUACACACUAUUUGCACUCCAACAGCAGAUAACCACCAUCAAGGAACAAUAUGCGAGUUUGGGAUAUUGUAGUAAGAACACCAUAUAGUGCUGAACUCUAGUGACUGGAACAGAUCCUCUCUUGUAAAUAUUUUUCAAUAAUUGGGGCACAUCUCAAAAAUUAAGACACUAAAGGAACAGACCGAGACAGGAAAUCAGAAUUCAGGAAACUAGGGAACAUUUAAGAACUAGGGCAUUUGGUUAAAUUAGGGAACAUAUGAGAUAUAAUGAAUAUGCAAAAAAGAAUGCAUUGUAUAUCUGUGGGCUCAAAUUUCCAACAGAUCCCAAAGUGUUUUACAAUUCUUCCCUUCUGUCAGUGUCCUUUAAAUCAGAAAAGUAGAUUAAAGCACAUCCUGGUGGUUAGUGAGAGAUGUCCAACGUAAUUUCACUUCAGACUCUUGAUAUCCAUUCCAGCGUCACUGCGUUCCUGCGUGUGAUCUGUUCUUACGUACAGUUCUGGGUAACACAAACAUGAACUCAAAAAAACAGGAAGUCUUAUUAGAACAGAGCCUGUGCUCUGUAGGAUUUGGGACAGAGUCGAGAUUAGAUGUAGUGUGUUGGUGAAAAAUCUGAUCAGAUUGAUUCACUACAUUCCAGAUAAAUCACAUGUACUGCCAUAAGAUGGUCAUGUGGUUAUAGCACAGUUAUACCACAAAUUAUAAUCUCCUGAUGUACACAUCAUCCUCUUCUCUCUCUCUGUCUCUCUCUCUCUCACACACACACUUUCAUUUCCUACUUUAUUGUCUACUACGAUUAGUCAAAUAUUCUUUUCUACAUUCUAAUAAAGCACACGAUGUCAGUUGUAUAACCUGUGAAUGUGAUCAUUAUAAACAAAUGUGUGUUUCUUACCUUCCAGAUAAACAUAAUAAGAAUUCAGUAUUUUGGAUUCGAAAUGUUUGUGAUCAGUAGACUAUUUCUGGGGGUUUUUUUGGCCUGUAAUGUGUAUGUUGGAUAUUUGUAUUUUUCCAUGGUUUCUACGCUGUAUUCACUGUUCCCAAUAAAACUCCAGUUCAUGUCACAA